This is a messenger RNA of Maniola jurtina (meadow brown), 4901 nucleotides long. Its product is annotated as polyamine-transporting ATPase 13A3-like. The record is from RefSeq and is a predicted model, not a curated record. Lineage: Eukaryota; Metazoa; Arthropoda; Insecta; Lepidoptera; Nymphalidae. Gene Ontology annotation, cellular component: membrane. The transcript has 20 exons. Gene Ontology annotation, biological process: polyamine transmembrane transport; intracellular calcium ion homeostasis. Gene Ontology annotation, molecular function: ATP hydrolysis activity; ATP binding; polyamine transmembrane transporter activity. The coding region runs from base 202 to 3615 and encodes 1137 amino acids.
UUGACAUUUAAAAUUAAUGUCGAGUGUCUACGGCUUCAUUCAUUUACAAAAAGGUGUGAUGUGCAAGCGCGAUCUUAUUAAUUUGUUGGGAUCGCUUAAACAUUUUGCUAAUAUGCGGUAGCAGAGGGCAAUAGUGAAAUAAUUUGUCACAUUAUAAUUAUUAUGCCCUAAGUUCUUUUUGCUGAAAAUAGUUUUACGGGGAUGUUGAACAUGAAUAAUGCCUCAGUCGCCAGUGAUGACUAUGAAGUCAUUGGGGAAACCCAGUGGCAAAUACUGGAGAAUAUUUCCGAAGAUCAUGUUAUUAAAAUAUAUGGCUACAAGUAUUCAAAAAUCCGUGCAAUAGUUUUUCAUUCAAUUUGUGCACUACUAUGUGGACUACCAUAUUUUGCUUUGGCUUACUAUCCUACAUUGAAUCGAUUCAAGUAUUUAAAAUGCAGCUUGAAAAUGGCUGAAGAAGUGUGUGUGACUGAUGGGGAGGGCUCCUUUAACAUCGAGAGUGUCCAAGAAAUUGAUCUUAGCAUCUCCAGUCAUAGGGAUAAUAGACUACGCUACUUCAUUUACCAACACAGCCGCUACAUCUGGCUGAAUGACCAAGGAGCCUUCAUUAACGUACUGGCGCUGAAUGAAAAAGUAACCAUUAGUUUGUUGAUGGAAAAUAUGGCUGGCAUAAAUAAAAGGCAACAAAAUGAACUAAUAAAAUUGUAUGGAAAAAAUUCAGUGGAAGUUGAAGUAAAAAGUUACUGGACACUUUUUGUAAAUGAAGUGUUCAAUCCGUUUUAUCUUUUUCAAGUAUUCUCUAUCAUUCUUUGGUCAAUAGAUGAAUAUUAUCAGUAUGCAUCAUGUGUUUUCCUCCUUUCAACCGGGUCUUGUAUGAUGGCACUGUACCAAACCAAACAGAUGAGCAUAAAUAUUCACAAAAUGGCGGGCUCGACUAGUGUAUUCACGGUAACGGUGCUGCGCCCCACGCGGACUGGGCGCGAGGAGUACGUGGUGAACGCCAGCAGGCUGGUGCCGGGCGACGUGAUGGUGCUGCCGCCCGACGGCUGCGUGAUGCCGUGCGAUGCUAUGCUGCUAACUGGUACUUGCAUCGUCAACGAAUCUAUGCUCACUGGUGAAAGUGUGCCCGUCAUGAAAGGGCCUCCGUGCUCUUCGCCAGAAGUCUAUUCAACUGAGACUCACAAAAGGCAUACACUUUUCGCUGGCACUCACGUAAUUCAAACGCGAUUCUACGGAAACAACCAGGUGUUGGCGAAAGUAGUGCGCACUGGUUUUUAUACUGCCAAAGGAGAAUUGAUCAAAAGCAUUUUGUUCCCGAAAAAGUUUGAUUUCCAAUUCUAUAAGGAUGCCGUCAAGUUUGUCAUAUUCAUGUUCUGCAUCGCCGCUAUCGGAAUGGGAUAUUCAAUAUGGCUUUACGUAGUUAGAGGUAGUCAGGUAGGCCUAAUAGUACUGCGCACGCUGGAUAUAAUCACGAUCGUGGUGCCGCCGGCGCUGCCCGCCGCCAUGACGGCCGGCAUCGUGUACAGCCAGCAGCGGCUCAAGCGCAACAAGAUCUUCUGCGUGUCGCCGCCGCGCAUCAUCAUCUGUGGGAAGUUGCAAGUCAUGUGCUUUGAUAAGACUGGAACUUUAACUGAGGACGGGUUAGACCUGUACGCAGUUAUUCCUUGCAACCUAGACGAGAAGUUUGGGCGCUGCGUCGAUGACAUCGCUGCUCUUCCCGCCAAGAGUCCCCUAGUCCAAGCCUUAGCUUCUUGCCAUUCACUCACCAGCAUACAAGGACAACUAAAAGGAGAUCCUCUCGAUUUAAAGAUGUUUGAGUUUACUCAGUGGGUCCUUGAGGAACCAGGCCCUGAAAAUACGAGAUAUGAUAACCUGACCCCAGCUAUUGUUAAGCCAGCCACUGCAAAUGGAGACCUGCAAAAUUUAGACAAUUAUGACCCUUUCACCAUGGAAAUGCCUUAUGAGGUUGGUUUGCUGCGUAGAUUUCAUUUCUCGUCAUCCCAACAAUCUAUGGGCGUUAUCGCCAGGGUCCUCGGGCAGCCACAAAUGGUAUACUUUGUGAAAGGAGCGCCUGAAAAGGUUGCAGGUAUGUGCGAUCCAGUCUCAUUACCAGACAACUUCAGUACGAUACUCAAUGAAUAUACAUCGAACGGAUUCAGAGUCAUCGGCCUUGCGUACAAGAAGCUGGACCGCAAAAUGAAGUGGGUGGACGCACAGCGGCUCAAGAGGGAGUCUAUAGAGUGCGAUAUGACGUUUUUGGGCUUUCUAGUCAUGCAAAAUAGCCUGAAACCGGAAACCACGCAAGUUAUAAAGGAGCUACACGACGCGAAUAUGAGACAGAUUAUGGUCACUGGGGACAAUAUAAUGACCGCGAUGUCGGUCGCGCGCGGUUGCUGCAUGGUUCAGCCUCAUCAGAGACUGGUGCUCAUUACCGUCGGCCAGCAGCAAACGCCCGAUCAACGCCCAGCGUUAUGUAUGGAGGUAGUUGGUGAAGGUGGGCCGCCCAAGUUAGCGAUAGACGCGUACGUACUGGCCAUGGAAGGCAAGACGUGGGCCGUGGUUCGCACGCACUAUCCAGAACUGGUGUCCACUAUUGUUACCAAAGGUAUGAUCUUCGGGCGAUUCGGGCCGGACCAAAAGACGCAGUUGGUGACCGCACUGCAAGGCGAAGGACUGAUAGUAGGCAUGUGCGGCGACGGCGCCAACGACUGUGGAGCAUUGAAGGCCGCGCACGUGGGCAUCUCCCUAUCCGAGGCGGAUGCUUCUGUUGCCGCGCCGUUCACGUCUCAAGAGCAGAACAUCCGGUGCGUGAAGCUGCUGGCGCUGGAAGGGCGAUGCGCGCUCAGCACUUCUUUCGCGAUCUUCAAGUACAUGGCUCUCUAUUCGCUGAUACAGUUUUUCUCCAUUCUCAUCCUUUAUAAUUUCUACUCUAUCCUCGGCAACAAUCAGUUCCUAUACAUCGACUUGGUGCUGACCACGAUCCUGGCGCUGUCGCUGGGCCGCGCGUCGCCCGGGCCGGUGCUGACAAAGCAAAGCCCGCCCGUGUCGCUAGUCGCCGCGUCCAGCAUCCUGCCGCUCGUCAUGCAGGUCGCGCUCGUGCUGACCAUGCAGGUGGCUUCCAUCUACCUCCUGCAGUCUCAGCCAUGGUUUGAACAUACAGAGGGCAGUGCAGAAGCGGAGACGGUGGUGUGUUGGGAAAACACAGUCGUAUUUAUUGUCUCAGCAUUCCAGUACUUAAUAAUGGCUUGCGUCUACGCCAAGGGCUGGCCCUUCCGGCAACCAUUUUGUGCCAAUUACUGCAUGGUGAUAGCGCUGGUGACGCAGUCGGUGCUCGUGACGGUGCUGCUGCUGAGCCCGUGGCAGUGGCUGGCUGACCUGAUGGAGAUCGAGGUCAUGAAGCUGACCGACUCAGACCAGACCAUGUUCAGGGUCUACUUGCUGCUCAUCCCCGUCUUGCACCUCAUUCUGGCUAUUGCGAUUGAGGCAACUCUGUCAGACCAAGAUCGCUUCACAUCCCUGUUCCAGCUGUUAAAGCGGCGCUGCUCUGACAAAGAAGAAGCCGCGGGCGAGGCCGCUUGCCCGCUGUGGCCGCCACGCUCGCCCUCGCAUAUAUGCUGACGGAGCACACGCUUAACAUACGCACCUUACAUAGUGUUUGUAUUGGUUCGGUAGUGACUAUGGCGUUUUCACAUUACUAGUCCCUUUUGACACAUUUAUGUACUUGUAUGUAGUAAUACAUAAUUAGCAAGAUUUUUUUCCGAGGUAAGGACAGACUGGUUCCAACUUGCAUCCUUUUACCAUGAAAGGAUUCGGCAAAAAAUUUGAACCUGAUCCAUUGAUUAGAUGCUUUAGAGAAUAAUAUUAUUUAAGAUAAAAAAAUGUGCCAAAUUGGACUUGAUGUGUGAAAAAUCGUGUGAGUGAUAAAUGACAGUGUAUAAGUGAGUGAGUAAGUAGUAUUAUUAAGAAUUUUUCAAUUUUCCACCCACUACAAGCUGUUUAAUAAACGACUAUUUGAGUGGUGAUUCUAAUAUCGACCAUAAAAUUGCUUUAAUACCCUUAAAUUGAAUGUUGUUUGCACAUCAUAAAACUUCAAAAUUUAUUUCGCUUCAUCGCCGGCUCACUACUGAACACAGGUCUCCUAAAAUGAGUACCAUGCUGGCCAAUUAUUGCAGAUUGCUAGACUCCACACACUUUUGAGAUCAUAAUGGAAAACUCUCAGGUAUGCAGGUUUCCUCGCGUCACCGUUAAAGCAAAUGAUAUUUAAUUUCUAAAAACGCAUUAACCUAACUUCUAUUAGAAGUGCAAAAAUGAGUUGCAACCUACAAUUGUUUUUUGUCAGGAAUGACCUGCCCAGUGAUUUCAAGCUUAUAUCGUGGUUUAACGAUAUAAUAAAAUGUAAGUAGCAGGUUUUGUAGAACGAAAUAUUAUAUUUUUAGCUAAAAUGUCCCAAAAUUGUGGAAUUUUUACCCUUUUGUUACUUAGCACGCAUUAUAAGUAAUAUUGAAUUGCUUUAUCACGUAGGAGGCCAUUUGCUAUACGUUUGGCGAAUUAAAUACGCAGCGAUUUUUCUCUUCCGUGCAAAUGUCGGCUAUGCUAUGUAAUGGGCGGAAAAGCAAAAUAUUCCUUAUAUUAUUUUGGUAGCGACUACUAAUAAAUAACUGCACAAGUGACAAUAGAUGUGAGAUCUUAUCAUUUCAAGAGAUUUUAAGCAUUUUGAAAUUCCAUAUGUAAAUAAAUUACUGGAUGUUGUGCAUAGAGUAAGUGUUACAUAUCUGUUAAAUACAUUUCGAAAAUGUAUGAUAAGUAUGGCUUUUAUUUCUCAUAUUUUAACACAGGCAUGAUUGAACCAUUUUGGAUAUAAAUGGUUUAUUUGUACUUAUCCUAGUUAAAAGUAUGAUGUGUCU